AUGGCGGCACGUAACCCCCCUGAAGUCAUGAAGGCAACGGAAACUCGGCCCGUUGAGGGUAGCAUCAUGAGUCGCAAACGCGAGCAUCGAGGACUACCGGCUAGCUUCUCUUAUAGCAUUGGUCGACCACGAUCCUCACCUCCUCGAAAAGAAAAAGGCGAGAAGAAAUCUGUGAAAUCUAUCGUUGCCCGGAUCGAGGCGGGAGAGGGAACUCGGAAUUCACCUUCGUCGCCCACCUGCCAUGACGCCCCCAAUAGGGCAUCGAGUAUGGAGAGCUCGUCACAGACGACGACGACAACAACAACAGGGAAAGGCUCGGAUAAGAGCGUCGACGGCAGCAGCGCAGCAACCACCGCCAAGGCCACAAAGCCUUGGCUAGCUAUAGCGCCAGAUGUCGAAGACUAUUCACUGACUUUACUCAAAUAUCGACACUACUAUACUGUUACACCACUGGGCAGGUGCUUGGAUGUGAUUCCUGAUUCUCCCGGGGAAGACAAAGCAGUGGUAGAAGGCGCUUUUUCAGGAGACGGUGCCUCAAGAAACGCUAUGAAUGCGAACGGCUGUCCUCAAACGAAAAAGGUUACAACACAAUCGCAUGUGCAGCCGAAAUACGAACGCAAUCCUGCGCAAGUCGACGCUUUCUGGAACAGCAUACGACGAUACCUACACAUCUCAGACGAGGAACUCGAAGGUGUAUGCGGAAGUCCUGCCCCAUACGAGCGCACUCUCUCCGAGCAUGAAUCAUACAAUGGCUGUGCAGUCUUGGAUAAGCAAACCGGAUUCUACACGCCUCCACUAACAGCAAGCUCCGCUGCGCCGUCGCCUCUACGGUGUCUGUCGUCAGUAACGGUCACGAGCGAUAAGCAAAAGCCUCCAAAGAAGAAGCGCCUGCCUUCGACGGAAGAGAAGCUCUUUGAGAUUGAUGCCUUCCUCCGCGAAGAAGAUCCCGCCAGACUGGCCUCUUCGCCCACUCUGACGACGCCAGUGGGCAGGAUCUUCAAGAGUAGCGACGAGUACUUUCCUAGAACGAAUACACGCGUUUCUCCAAGGAGGAGAGAGACACAGCGACCUGGCGCCAAGAAGAAAUCUUGGGCGUUGAGGCUCGAGUUGCCCGAAGCGCCCCCUCGACCCAAGAACAGGUUGAGGCCAAUGCGGCAUGGCAUUAAGGUGCCGCCAGUGAUGACGGCCGAAGACGAAGAAUACAACUUCUUUUGA
This is a messenger RNA of Emericellopsis atlantica, 1215 nucleotides long. RefSeq lists its product as uncharacterized. The transcript has a single exon. The record is from RefSeq and is a predicted model, not a curated record. The coding region runs from base 1 to 1215 and encodes 404 amino acids. Lineage: Eukaryota; Fungi; Ascomycota; Sordariomycetes; Hypocreales; Bionectriaceae.